Letharia columbiana is the source of this 3747-nucleotide messenger RNA. RefSeq lists its product as uncharacterized. Gene Ontology annotation, biological process: DNA topological change; resolution of meiotic recombination intermediates; sister chromatid segregation. Gene Ontology annotation, cellular component: nucleus. Gene Ontology annotation, molecular function: DNA topoisomerase type II (double strand cut, ATP-hydrolyzing) activity; ATP binding; DNA binding. The transcript is spliced from 4 exons. NCBI's taxonomy places the organism in Eukaryota, Fungi, Ascomycota, Lecanoromycetes, Lecanorales, Parmeliaceae. Bases 1 to 3747 code for a protein of 1248 amino acids. The record is from RefSeq and is a predicted model, not a curated record.
AUGGAUCCUUUGAUGUCGGACUCCGUGUUUGAUGAUGGGGAUGUUUCAGAUGAUUUUGCGCCUUCAACGAAAGUCAAAGCCAAGCCCAAAGCAGCUGCCAAACCAAAGGCGGAUCCAAAGCCCAAAGCUGCUCUGAAAAAGCCUCGAGCCCCCAAGGCUGCCCCAAAGAAGAUGUCACAGACCACACUGAAGCCAACGAAGAAGCCCCCGAAGCCCGAUACGGAGGACGAGGAUUCUGAGGGUGAUCCCUCAUCGCACGACGACUCACUCCUUUCCAACACCCCACCAAGCGCGAAGAUACCAAAGAAGGCCCCUGGCCCGAAGAAAAUGGGCGCAAAACCUCUCCGUGAGGUUGAGAAUGAGGCUAUAGCUGAAGCCAUAGACGCCUCUAUGAUGAUGGAUGGCGUAAAUGAGCCGAAGGUAACGAAGGGCUCUAAGUCGACAGAGACGUACCAGAAGCUCACGCAACUGGAACACAUAAUCAAGCGCCCAGACACUUACAUUGGGUCCGUCGAAGCCCAGGAGAAGCAGAUGUGGGUGUACAACAGUGAACAAGAGUCGAUGGAAAUGAGAUCCGUCACCUUUGUACCGGGUAUCUACAAGAUUUUUGACGAGAUCCUCGUCAAUGCUGCAGACAACAAGCAGCGAGAUAAGAACAUGGAUACAAUCAAAGUCACGAUCGAUCGAGCGAAGGGCGAGAUCAGCGUCUUAAACAAUGGACGUGGUAUUCCGAUCGAGAUUCAUGAGAAGGAGCAAAUUUACAUUCCAGAGAUGAUCUUCGGUCAUCUGCUCACGUCUUCCAACUAUGACGAUGAUCAGGAUAAGGUCACGGGUGGUCGAAACGGUUAUGGUGCUAAGCUUUGCAACGUUUUCAGCACUGAAUUUACCCUAGAGACUGCAGAUUCCAAGACGAAGAAGAAGUACACGCAGACAUGGACCGCAAACAUGAGCAAGAUGGGCAAGGCUUCAAUUACAUCGAACAAAGGUGAUGACUUUACGAAAAUCACAUUCGCCCCAGAUUUCCAGAGAUUCAAGAUGCAGGGUAUAGACAACGACUUGGAAGCCUUGAUGAAGCGUAGAGUCUAUGACUUGGCAGGCACCAGCAAAGGUGUUAAAGUUUGGCUGAACGGUGAGAGGAUCAAGAUCAACAGCUUCAAGAAAUACAUGGAGAUGUACACCAAGGCCAUCAAGAAGGAAAGGGGCGAUGAAGCAGUCAACGAUACCUCUGAGAUCAUCACAGAAAGCCCGGAUGUGAGAUGGGAAAUUGGGUUCGCGGUGUCAGACGGGACAUUUCAACAGGUUUCUUUCGUCAACUCGAUUGCCACAACUUCUGGUGGUACCCAUGUCAACUAUGUUGCCGAUCAAGUCUGCACGAAGCUGCUGGAAAUUGUCAAAAAGAAGAAAAACAACAAAGCCGCAUCUCUCAAAAUCAGCCAAAUCCGAAACCACAUAUUCCUUUUUGUCAAUUGCUUAAUUGUCAAUCCAGCGUUCACCUCACAGACCAAGGAGCAAUUGACUACCAAGCAUAGUCAGUUUGGCAGUAAGUGCAACGUCAGCGAUGAGUUUCUCAAGAAAAUCGCCAGAACUGAAGUUGUGGCCAACAUCCUGCAUUUCGCAGAGCAGAAGGCAGACCAGAUUCUCAAGAAGAGCGAUGGUAGCCGACGAAGUCGUAUGGACAAUCCGAAGCUCACAGAUGCCAACAAGGCUGGCACCAAAGAUGGCUACAAGUGCACGCUCAUCUUGACCGAGGGAGACUCGGCCAAAGGUUUGGCAAUCGCAGGUCGAUCUGUUGUCUCUGCAGAUCUAUUCGGUGUAUAUCCGCUUCGUGGCAAACUGCUCAACGUGCGAGACGCUCCAGUCGAUCAAAUAGCGAAAAACGCCGAAAUCCAGAACAUCAAGAAUUUCAUUGGGCUCAAGCACAAGACAACCUACACGGACUGCAAGAGCUUGCGUUACGGACAUCUCAUGAUCAUGACUGACCAAGAUCACGACGGAAGCCAUAUCAAGGGUUUGCUCAUCAACUUCCUCCAAGUCCAAUUCCCGAGUCUGCUCAAGAUCCCCGAAUUCCUCGUCGAGUUCAUCACACCCAUUGUCAAAGCUUACAAGGGCGAUCCAAAGAAGCCCAAGCAGGCCGAGACUUUUUUCACCAUGCCAGAGUAUGAGGCAUGGAAAGAAGACCACAAACCUGAACUGCACAAAUGGGAACACAAGUACUACAAAGGAUUGGGUACAAGCACCACAGAGGAAGCUCAGGUCUACUUCCGAGAUCUGGACAGGCACUUGAAAGAGUUCCAUACCAUGAAGGAAAGUGAGGUCGAACUUAUUGAGCUUGCAUUCUCGAAAAAGAAAGCAGACGAGCGGAAGGAAUGGCUUCGCCAAUUCAAGCCUGGAACGUAUCUCGACCAUUCGGAGAAAGGUGUCUCGUACACCGACUUCGUCAACAAAGAACUGAUUCUCUUCAGCAUGGCGGAUAACAUGCGUUCGAUCCCCUCUGUCGUUGAUGGUUUGAAGCCUGGGCAACGCAAGGUUCUCUACACAUGCUUCAAGCGUAACUUGAAGAAAGACGUGAAGGUUGUUGAACUUGCCGGUUCUAUUUCUGGUCUCACUGCCUAUCAACAUGGUGAAGCCUCCCUUCAAGGUACCAUUGUGGGCCUUGCGCAGACCUUCGUUGGAUCUAACAAUCUUAAUUGUCUUGAGCCCAGCGGCAACUUCGGCAGUCGUCUCCAGGGAGGUAGCGAUUGUGCCAGCGCACGUUACAUCUAUACACGUCUCUCGCCUUUUGCUAGAAAGGUUUUCCAUGCUUCAGAUGAGCCGCUUUUGACCUACAACACAGACGACGAGCGUACGAUUGAGCCUGAAGUCUAUGUACCAGUAGUCCCAAUGGUCUUGAUCAACGGUGCGGACGGUAUCGGGACUGGAUGGAGUUCCUCGAUCCCGAAUUACAAUCCCGAGGACAUCGUUGAGAAUCUCAAGCUCAUGAUGGCCGGCGAACCUCCGAAGGAAAUGACUCCAUGGUUCCGAGACUUCAAAGGCACCGUCACCCGUAUGGGUCCUGACCGAUACAAGUUCAGUGGAGUCAUCAGGCAGACAAGCGAUACCGAGGUCGAGGUCACCGAGCUGCCGGUGCGCAUGUGGACUCAGGACUUCAAAGACAGGAUUGUAGACAUCAUCAAGGCAGAGAAGACACCAUCUUGGAUCAAGGACUACGAUGACUACAACACACACAAGGAUGUUCAUUUCGUCAUCAAGAUGGAAGACAAGCAUAUGAAACUUGCGCUCGAGGAAGGCUUGGAAGAGAAGUUCAAGCUGACAAAGUCGAUUGCCACAUCCAAUCUGGUUGCUUUUGAUGCUGAGGGUAGAAUCACGAAAUAUGCGACUGUCGAAGAUAUUUUGAAAGAGUUCUAUGGUAUCCGCAUCAAGUUCUAUGAGAAGCGAAAGGCCUAUAUGCUGUCUGACAUGCACCGUGAGCUUGAGAAGUUCACCAACCAAGCACGCUUCGUCCAGAUGAUUAUCGACGGAAAACUCGUUGUAUCAAAGAAGAAGAAGCUGGCCUUGGUACAAGAGCUGAAGGAGAAGGGUUUCAAGGCCUUUCCCAAGAAGGCCGAAGCUAUCAAAGAGGGGGAACUUGCGCCUAUUGCAGACAAUGACGAAGAGGAGGAGGAGGAUACCCAGACUGGCGCAGCCGCAUAUGACUACCUUCUCGGCGUAAGUCUAAGCAAGACCUUGAUUCGAAAUUGUGGCAUGUAA